UAUCGUUAAUUCUUUAAAAAAGGUGUAAACAUGACUUGGCUAAUUGCAUUCAAAGGAAAAUCUGGGUUCUCUGCAAGAAACACAGCUGAAGAUGUUACAAAAGGAAUUGAUGGUCAUGGCUUAACUUCCAUCAUUACAGGACCCACAAGUGGGAUUGGACUGGAAACCGCGCGUGUGCUUGCUUUACGCGGUGUACAUGUAAUUAUGGCAGCCAGAAAUGUGGAAGCCGCUGCAAAAUGCAAGGAAACCAUAAUAAAGGACUGUCCUAAUGCUACCGUUGAUGUUAUGGAGCUUGAUGUAAGCUCACUGGAAUCCGUCAAAAACUUUGCAAAUGAGUAUAUUUCCAUAGGUCUACCCCUCAACAUCCUCAUUGCUAAUGCAGGGAUAAUGGCUCCUCCAUUUUCCCUAUCUAAAGAUGGAAUUGAGAGUCAGUUUGCAACUAACUAUCUUGGACACUUCCAUUUGACGAAUCUAUUGUUGGAUACGAUGAAAAAUACCGCCAAAAAAUGUGGACAAGAAGGGAGGAUUGUUUUAGUUUCAUCAGAAGUUCAUAGGCUUACUUACAAAGGAGGAAUCAUGUUUGACAAGCUAAAUGAUGAAAAAUGCUACAAUAGUUUCUAUGCUUAUGGGCAAUCAAAGCUUGCUAAUAUUCUACAUGCUAAGGAGUUAACAAGGCGCCUCAAGGAAGAAGGGGCCGACAUAACUGUCAAUGCAUUGCAUCCUGGAGUCAUUGCAACCAAUCUUUCACGUCACUCGAGCUGUAUGUCAGUUUGCUUAUAUGGACUCUUCAAACAUCUUCAAAAGAAUAUUCCACAGGGAGCUUCAACCACAUGCUAUUUGGCAUUAAACCCAAAGGUGAAAGGAGUUAGCGGCGAGUAUUUUGCUGACAAUAAUGUGGCUAAACCGAGUGGUCAUGCCAAAGAUGCUGAGUUGGCAAAGAAACUAUGGGAAUGCGGUAUGGAGUUGACCAAGUCAAAGUGAACCAGACAAGCCUAGUUUGGUGUUUUCUUUGUAAUAUAGUCCAUGUUUUCUAUUCUUUUGUCAUUUUAUUUUCUGUGAAUAUUGUGAAUGAUUGCUUGAGUGUUGUUUUGUAUGAAUUUUUUUAUAGAACCUGGGCAGUGUAUUGUAAUGUGCAUGUAUCCAGCUACAUGUAAUGUUGUAUUUUAAAUAUAAGGCUUUCUAUUUAGUUUGCUUAAAAA
Molecule: messenger RNA, 1199 nt
Organism: Helianthus annuus (common sunflower)
Lineage: Eukaryota; Viridiplantae; Streptophyta; Magnoliopsida; Asterales; Asteraceae
Product: short-chain dehydrogenase TIC 32, chloroplastic
Exons: 8
Coding region: 31-981 (316 amino acids)
Source: RefSeq, a predicted model, not a curated record